AAGUUGAAAGGGAGUUUCCUGUGAGCUCGGCUUCCUCAACAUGGCAGCGCCCUUGUCAGUGGAGGUGGAGUUCGGAGGCGGCGCAGAACUCCUUUUCGACGGCGUAAAGAAACAUCAGGUCACCUUACCUGGACAGGAGGAGCCCUGGGACAUCCGGAACCUCCUUGUCUGGAUCAAGAAGAAUUUGCUAAAAGAGCGGCCAGAAUUGUUCAUCCAGGGAGACAGCGUGCGGCCAGGAAUUCUGGUGCUGGUUAACGAUGCGGACUGGGAACUGCUGGGCGAGCUGGACUACCAGCUGCAGGACCAGGACAGCAUCCUCUUCAUAUCCACGCUGCAUGGCGGCUGAGGGCCCCGCUCUGGGCCCGGGUUCCCUUGGCGUGGGGAGAAGAGCAAAAUCAGACAUCCCCUGGGGCCCUGCUUCCAGGUCUCCCUGUCCCCCUUGGCUGCUUUCUUCCCUGCUCUGUCCCCCGAGCUCCCUCCAGGCAGGGAAAAGAGGCCAGGUGCUAAAAAUGAGCCUUUCUCAGGCACGUGAGUGGGGGCAGGCAGGCUCAGCCCUGCCUCCCUCCCCAGCAGCUGAGGUGGGGGAGGGUGCCCCUCUGCUUUGUCACAACAGGAGGGGGCUCCCUGGCCAGGUGACCCAGCUGCCUUCCAUUCCUUGUGUCUCAGUCUAAACAUCGAGUGACCACUGACGAGGCACUCCAGCUCCCGGGCUGUAGUGUCUUCGUGGGGAAGAUGAAUGGACAGGAAUAGCUGAUAGGAAGCCCCUCCCUUCUCCAAGAUGGGAGGAGUCUCUGCCUCAGUUUCCCCAUCUAGACAGCAGAGGGCUCUGGCUGUCCCCCACUGAUACCAUUAUGGAACCCCAGCUGGGGUCCCCUAUUCAGUGCUGACUCCCCCCUCCCAGCAGCUGCUCUUCCAACCACACCCUCCUCCUGCUCCCCCAUCCCCAGCCCUUGACCCUGGCUGGCCUUCCCCCCCACAGGCCACCAGAUGGGCUCCUAAGACCCUCCCCCAGCAAAAGGCUGCCUGCAGCUCAUUCUGGAGAGAGAGAAAGAGGAGCAGGCAAAAGCUUGGACUGGCACAUAGAGGCCUGGGAUGUCAGAGUGCCUCAGUUUCCUCCUCAACAGCAACUGAAUGUUUAUAAGUAUCUGAAAGCAGGUGUGAUCCUUGAUGGCACAAAUGUAGACUUUAUCUCCUUUCCCACCUCCUGCAGGAAGAAGGGUGGGGGCAGGCAGCACCUGGUAGGCAGGAUGGUUUGCCCCUCCUCCCUUCAUCCCUUCUGGAAGUCUUGGGGCCUCAUUGCCUGCAACAGCUGGCCUUGGGCAAAUAAAAGACUAGGGUGUUUACUAGCUUUGCCUGGAGCUUCAUCCUUAGAAACCAGUGGCACUCCAUAUCCCCCCAGCGGUGGUCCCUGGUCCAACCUCUCUGCCCUUAGCCUAGGACUUUCAGAGCUGCCCUUCACCCAAAAAGAGGGCAGGGGUUCAAACCCAGACUACACAGACUGUCUGGGAGAGAAUGGUCUGAUAGGGCCAUCUGGAGAAGGGGAUGGCAGAGCCUGUCUGUGCUGCCCAGUCUGGGUCCCAGGACACUUCUCUACUUGUCCAAGGCCAGGCUUUGUCCCACCAGCUGCAGCCCGCAGCCCCAGAAACCAGAAUGGGGGUGUCAUGUCAAACUGCUGAACCUCCCUUCCCAUGACCUGGAGAAGAAGCUUCGCUGGGGAAAAAACCUCAAAAAAAAAAAAAAAAAAUUAGGGCAUUAACAUCAUCCCACCCAAAACAUUGUUUUUCAUUAAAUGUCAAUAAUUUAAGGUAGAACCUCUCUCCUGUGGAGAUGAAAGUGCCAAAUGGUUGUCUCAGCAGUGUUGGGGGUGGAGGGGAUGUGUAUGCACAUCAUUCUCAAGGCCUAGAGGACACACGACCCCUGGCUUCUGGGCUUCUCUCCAGCAAUCUACGGGUAGAGACCCUCUGGGUAUGUGUAGGUGGGGGCCAGCCAUGUUGGGGUUAUGGGUAGGAGCUGGUCUGAGUGCAAAUUAAGGCCAAUGUUGGGGUCCAACUGCUGUCUAGAAAGGCUGUUAUGACCAAUGAGAACUAGGUGCUGCGGUUAGGGUCUCCAUGUUAGGGAACGGAGCAAGGGAUUUGAAAUGGCCCCCUACAGUCUCAUUGAUUCCUGUAUCCUGGAGGUUCCUCCUUGCCUCCAGCCCCACUGGAGUGGCCCAUUGUCCCACCUGGGAUUCCAAGUCCUGGAAACAGGACGAUAGAAUUCCUUUCCCGCCUGCACUGGGAAGAGGGAGAGUAGAUUCGGGAUAUCCCUUCUUCCAGGGCACCCCAAUUAAUGCUGAGGAGUAGGGCAGGAGGAUACACUGAGAAAACCAGGUUCUCCCGGGUGGGGGAUACCAGCACCAUCGCUGAAACUGGCCCAAGCCCCGCUCCGCAGCAUUUUGGGUCAUUUUCAGUCCCCAGCGGAAUGGGGGUCAGGAACAGGUGACCUGGGCUCAGACCCAGCAACACCCAGCUGCCCCCCCCACAACUCCUGAACCCCCACUUUUGAGGAAAUAAACGAAUAAGUAA
This is a messenger RNA of Neomonachus schauinslandi (Hawaiian monk seal), 2564 nucleotides long. It is a transcript of the gene URM1, whose product is annotated as ubiquitin related modifier 1. Gene Ontology annotation, cellular component: nucleus; cytoplasm. Gene Ontology annotation, biological process: protein urmylation; tRNA thio-modification. The transcript is spliced from 5 exons. Gene Ontology annotation, molecular function: protein tag activity. Lineage: Eukaryota; Metazoa; Chordata; Mammalia; Carnivora; Phocidae. The record is from RefSeq and is a predicted model, not a curated record. The coding region runs from base 41 to 346 and encodes 101 amino acids.